AAUUAUUAAUCGAUUAUCCUAAAGAAUUUACUACCUUAUAUGGAAGAAAUUAAUUACUUUUAAUACUUCAUUUCUUAUUACGAAUAAGUUACAUUUUUAUUCUAAUGUUUAUUUAAAAAUUUGCGCAAACUAAUACACAAAAAAUUUGAGUUGAAUAUUUUUUAUAAUGACAGUAUCUCAAUAAAUAUAUAUACCAGUUGAUUGUAUUUGUAAGAGUGAAUUUUAAAAUUCACAAAGUAAAUAAAAAAAUUCUAUGGCCGCUUUGAAGUCGUAUAAUAAUGAGGAAGAUAUAAAUUUGGAAUCUGAAUCGGAAGCUAGUAGCAUUUAUCAAUGCGGGUCAGUUUUUUCAACAAUACCUGAUAGACAUGGAUUUUUAGGAGGUUCGCAAUAUAGCCCUGAAAGGAAACAAGCAAUACCAUCUGUGAUAAUUUUAAGAAGAGAAAAAAAAUGGAUUUUCAUGUUAAACAAUUGGAAUUCCUUUAUGAAACAUAACUAUCGUAAAGUUAGAGAAAGAUGUAGGAAAGGUAUACCCCCGUCUGUAAGACUCAGAGCCUGGUUAAAUUUAUGUGGUGGUCAGUCGUUGAUGAACGACAAUCCCCGUUUGUAUGAUGAGUUGAUAAAACGAACUGGAGAUCCGAAGUAUCUGGAAGAUAUAAAAAAAGAUCUCCAUCGUCAAUUUCCACACCAUGAAAUGUUUGUGGAUAAUGCUCCGGGACAACAAGAAUUGUUUCAAGUCCUGAAAGCGUAUUCUAUUCUGAACAGUAAAGUAGGAUAUUGUCAAGCACAAGCACCAAUUGCAGCAUUUCUUCUGAUGCAUAUGCCUGCAGUUCAAGCUUUUUGGUGUCUUGUUGCUGUGUGUGAUAAAUAUUUAGUUGGAUAUUAUAAUCAAGGAAUGGAAACGCUUCAACGUGACGGUGACAUUCUAUUCGCUCUGUUAAAACGAGUGUCUCCCGUUGCUUAUAAACAUUUAAAAAAACAAAAAAUGGAACCAAUUUUAUAUAUGACAGAAUGGUUCUUGUGUGUCUAUACAAGAACAUUACCUUGGGAAAGUAUUCUACGUAUUUGGGACAUGUUUUUGUGUGAAGGUGUAAAAGUUAUUUUCAAAGUAGGAUUAGUUUUAUUAAAAGGAUGUCUAGGUCGUACAUCUUCAACUAAAUGCUGCCCAACAAUGUAUGAAACUUUGCAAGUCUUGAGAAAUCCUCCACAAGAAAUUAUGGAAGAAGAAAAUUUAGUUUAUCAUAUUUUGAGACUGAAUUUAAGUGAAGACGAUUUCGAAUACGAACAUCAACGACAAAGUCUUAAAAGAAAAAUAAAAGAUCAAACGACACAUAUUUCCAAUGAAACUGACUGAAAAAUGGACAUCUAUUUAGUGUUUAAACCAUAACUCAAAAUUUUUUAUUAAUGCUAACCACCGGUCUGCCAUUAUUUCAAUCAAAGCCGUAAUUUCUUUAUUCUAAAUAUGCAGGAUCCAUUUUUUUUUUAUUUAAACUCAAUAAAAAAGACAUAAUUUAAGUGUAAUUAUAACUUAAUUAAUGUUUUAUACUGUUAUUAUUGAAAAGAUAUUUAUUGAGCGAUUCGAACAUAUCUAGAGUCAUCUUUGAUUAGCUAAUGAUAGUUUAUUCUUAUAGUAGUGGACAAAAAAUUUCCUUGCUGAUUUUCCUUGAGAAAAAAAGUUAAUCGAUGAUAAUUGCCGGUGUCUAUCAUUUUGUUAUGUGUUGAAAAAAAAUUAUUACAGUCUAGUCGCGUUAUGAACCCGCCUACAGGGGUAUAAUGGAAUAUAAUUCUAAGAAUCCCUGUACCUCCGCUCAGUAGUCGACCGCCGUCACUCAAACUUCCCCUACUUUACGAGCGUGUGAGUCUGACAUGAUUUUCAUAGUCAGAGGGAAAUGUCUUCAAUAGAAAAAUAAUUCGACGGACUCAUAACGCGACUCGACUGUAUAUAUUUUUCAAUGAUUUAUGAAAGUUUAAGAAAGUAUUGUUUCGGUGAGGCUUAGGCUAAGCACGCACUGAAACCCUGAUUUUUAUUUUAUAGAAAUUUAAAAAAAUUAGUUAUCAAGUUUUGUCGGCCGUCUGGCCAGAGACAGUUAGAAAGUUUAUUCUUUAUAGAUAUUUUAUUUCAGUAAAAGUAAUAUAUUAAAUUGCAAUAAACUAAUAUUAGUUUAUAAUUGUUAAAAAUAUAUCAAAUUUUAAUACUAAGACAGCUGCACUUGCGCUCGUCUCGAGUCCUAGUAAUCAUCUAAUUAACAUUAUAUAAGUGCCUUUUUAUAGUAUUUAUAUUCAUAAAUAAAACAUAAUAAAAUACUAAUAUUUAUUAACGUCAAAUAGGAAUUAUAUAUUUUUAACUUCCCGCUAAGAAAAUCGAGUGAGUUUUGAAAAUUACUUCUCGUUUAUUAUGUAAAUAAAUUACAAGUUCGACUUGAUACUCUAGUAUUCACUUGCGUUUUUCUUCUGCUCUGAAUUCAGCACCAUAAGAAUAUUUAAGGUUUUCUGGUGGAAAUUUUUCGGACUUUUCUCUGAAAAACUGAGUUUUUAGAACAGAGUUUUUCAGAGAAAAUUACGAUAAAUUUCCACUAGGGUUGACACACACAUACGAAUACAGACAUCUCUCCAAAAAUAGACAAAGUAGUUUUCUUAGGACUUGAAAGAGUUUCAAAAAUCGGAACGAAACCAAUGACUUCUUUUAUUUUUUAGAAAUUUAUAAUUUUUAUAGCGGAAAGUUAAAAAAUCUAUUUCUUUAUAUACUCAAUAAAUAAAACUGUUUAAUAUAUCUAAUAUCACUUUAAUGAUUUUUCCACAAAUUAAAAUUUAAAACAAAAAAAAAAC
Microplitis mediator is the source of this 2823-nucleotide messenger RNA. It is a transcript of the gene wkd, whose product is annotated as TBC1 domain family member whacked-like. The coding region runs from base 254 to 1351 and encodes 365 amino acids. Lineage: Eukaryota; Metazoa; Arthropoda; Insecta; Hymenoptera; Braconidae. The record is from RefSeq and is a predicted model, not a curated record. The transcript is spliced from 5 exons.